Molecule: messenger RNA, 4044 nt
Organism: Lethenteron reissneri (Far Eastern brook lamprey)
Lineage: Eukaryota; Metazoa; Chordata; Hyperoartia; Petromyzontiformes; Petromyzontidae
Product: complement C1q tumor necrosis factor-related protein 4-like
Molecular function (GO): protein binding
Source: RefSeq, a predicted model, not a curated record
GCGCGGGGGGACACGGGGUCUGCUUCUAUCAUCAUCCAGCCGGAGCGUCACACGCAGCCUGGCGCUGUGGGUAAUUACAGCGGCUGCUUGGAGGAUGGGGAUGGGUGGGAGUGGUUUCCUGUCCUCAUCGCGAGCCGCCGCAGUUCGCGCCCUGCCCGGGCUCGCCGCGACCCGCGCGCUCCGCCAAAUGAAGUCCUGAUUAUCGCGAGCACGUGAGCAUGGACGAUUAAGGAGACGCGGGGGAGUGGGGAAGCGAGGGGUCGGUGGAACGCGGUCCGGGAGGUGCGGCGUUGUGUAUGGAGCCGGGCAGCGCGCACGGGGCGCGGACUCGCUCGGGUCCGCAACUCCGAGUGGCCGAGCGGCGCGUCCCCUGCGCUGCGGGGCGGCGGGGACGCGUGCAGGCGCGGGGCUCCGGGUGCCGUGGGGCGACGCCGCGCGGAGCCUCGCGGAGACUCGCCGAGUCCGGCUCGGAGCAGCCUCGCGUCGCGCAGAUGGGACCCGGACUCCUCCACGCGGCCGUCGCCGCGCUGCUUGCGUGCGCGGCGCUGCUGGGCGCACACACGGCCGCUUCCACCGCCACCACUACCGCCGCCACCGCCGCCACGGCGGGGGGCCUCAACCCCGCGCCCCCCUUUCCCGGGACGCCGUACCCCGGGGAGGUGUCGGCCUUCUCCGCCGCGCGCACUCGCAGCCAGAUCGGUGGCCCGCGCCUCGCGGUGACCUUCGACCGCGUGUUCGUGAACCUGGGCCAGGACUUCAGCGCCGAGUCCGGCGCGUUCACGUGCCGCGUGCCGGGCGCCUACUACUUCGCCUUCACCGUGGGCAAGUACCCGCGGAAGCUGCUCUCCGUGAUGCUCGUCAAGAACCGCGACGAGGUGCAGGUCAUGGUGUACGACGACCACCGGCGCGGCGAGCGCAAGACGCAGAGCCAGAGCGUGAUGCUGCUGCUGCGGCGCGGCGAGCGCGUGUGGCUCCGCCUGCACGGGGAGCCGAGCUACGCGCUCUACAGCAGCGCGGGGCCCUACACCACCUUCACCGGCUACCUGGUCUACGCCGCUCCGUCGGGCGACUCGGAGCCCGUGGCCGGCACCACCGCUCUCCCUGCUCCCGCCGCCCCCCGCGCGCCUCGCGCCGCUCCGCUCGUGGUUCCCUCUCCUCCCGCGCCGUCUCCCCCUCCUGUCCCCCCUCUUCUCCGGGAGCCGCGCUCCCCCGCCGUCAGGUCGGCCUUCUCCGCGGCUCGCACCUCGAGUCUCGCGGCAGCGGCGAGGGCGAGCGCGGCGGCGCGCGCCCUGAGCUUCGACGCGCAGCUCGUGGACAUUGGCGGCGACUUCGACGCGGGGUCGGGCGUGUUCACGUGCCGCGUGCCGGGCCUCUACUUCUUCGCCUUCACCGUGGCCAAGGCGCCGGGACUGGGCGUCUCCGUGGCGCUCAUGCGCAACCGAGACGCCAUGGAGGCGGUCAUCGGAGACAGCAGCCGAUCGGCGCGCCGCGAGAUGCAGAGCCAGAGCGCGCUGCUGCGGCUGGACGCGCGCGACCGCGUGUGGCUCCACGCGCCCGCGCACCCGCGCCUCGGCCUCUACAGCAACGCGGGCCGCUGCGUCACCUUCUCUGGGAUGCUGCUGCUGCCGCUCGCCGGCCACUGACCCCCCCCCCCACCCUCGACCCACCAGCACCUCGAGCUGCCGGGAAAACUGGGACGGAGUGGGGGGGGGAACGUCGGUGGGGGGGGGGGGGUGAUACUCCGGACUGAGAGAUCGGGGUGAAGUGAGCAGAGCCCCCCUACCCACGUGGAGCUGCUCGCCCGGCGGUCUUCAUCAGCAGCAGCACCGAGAGGACAGACAGUGAGCAGAGUGGACAGCACAGAGAGUACAGCAGCAGUGGACACAGCAUAGGGAGUACAGCAGCAGUGGGCACAGAGUACAGCAGCAGAGUGGACACAGCACAGAGAGUACAGCAGCAGAGUGGGAACAGCACAGGGAGUACAGCACAGAGAGUACAGCAGCAGUGGGCACAGCACAGAGAGUACAGCAGCAGUGGGCACAGCACAGCACAGAGAGUACAGCACAGAGAGUACAGCACUGGACACGGUGCGCAGGGACGCGCGGCCACGUGGGCGGCGCAGCCUCCUCCUGCUCGUGCCCGAUCCCCUGCGCUAUCGGGCUGAGACACGCGCGCUCCUUUGCACCGUGUGUGCAUCAUGCACGAGAACUAUCCAGGCACAACCCUGCUUUUUGAUGUCUUAAAUAGUCCAGUAGUAUUAAAACAAAUGUUAUUUUUCUUCAUUGUAUAUGUUAUUUAUUUUUCUUACAUUGUGCGUUAUUAAGUACUGUAUACGUGUAAUUGAUUGCUGUUGGAGCGAUAAGUCUAGCAAUAUAUCGAAGUCCGUGCUCUCCGGCUGUCUGUGUGGCUGUGGCCGUGUCUAAUCCUGCCGUAGCCCGGGUCACAAACUCGGCACACAAAAAGAUCUGGCAAGCUCAGGCGCAUUGCUGGUGAUUUUGUCGUAAGCGACAUUAAGGAUACAACGUAAAUAAAUACACGGAAUCGACACAAUGUGCAGUUCACUUUUCCACAAAGAGAAAACGUGCGAGUUCAGCAUCCUUGCGCGGCCAUUCCGGAUUAAUGACAUCCAACAGCGUCUAUUGAAGCAGAAAAUAAAAUGAGCCACUGUCGACCUUCUGCGUCUUAUCAGCAGGGUCAGGCUUGUGAAACCAAUGCUGCUCUUUCUCGAUGUUGUCGCCACGAGCAGCACUCCACGUGCAUGAUGGGGCCCUGUUCAGCACACAUUGAUUCACUGGUUCAUGAUUUCCAAUCCGCGUGUAACUUGAACAUCAAACAGAGCGCAUGGUUGAGCAAUUAUUUACAGCACAUCAAAACAAGCGAGUUCCUUUUUCCAAAUUAAACGUUGCAUCUACAGGGCGCGACCUCACCCGGAGACUCGACAAACAUUCUUUCUUGUUAAGAGAAUCAAACAGCUCUCCGACCACCGCCUCGCUGCCAUCUACGAGUUUUAGAGAAACAGCCACUGAGCGAUGCCUAUUUGUAUUCUUGGUUCUUUCGGUAAAGUCACCUAGAUAUGAAGUAAAAAAUAACAAAAUAGAUUAUUUUUAAUACAUUGAAAAUAAUAAAAGCAAAAAACCCACGGAGUUUCGAUCGCAACGCAAGCGGUCUAUCGACGUGACUUUACCGAAAGAAACACAAAAGUUUUAAGUCAAAAUGUAGUGGCUAUUUGGUGAAUGCAAAGAAUGGGGACUGCACGCCAUUCGUCAUCAUCCGUCCAUAUAACGCGGCGAAGGGACACAAACUGCGAGCGCGGGCAUUGCAUCGGUAGCAUGACUGAAUAAUCAUUAUCAUGGGUUUGCUCGUUAGAGGCCCCACGUGUGUGUGUGUGGAGCUGUGUGAUCGGAGCGGCGGGCUGUUUCCUGGAUGAAUGGGAGCUCGCACGAUGCCACCUGUUCUGCGGAAUGUGAGAGCGAGGGAGGGAGGAAGGAAGGAAGGGGCCUCUGGUGUGGAAACGCAGCCCAGCAAUCGAUCAAUUGCGACGCCUCCAUCGCAGCUGAUGGAUGUGACCCCUACGAGCACUCGCUCCCUGGUCUCCCCUCUGGUUACACACAGGCCGGCACCAUCUCCCUCACUCCUCUCCUCACGCCUCUCCCGGUCUCUCCCCGUUUCCCCCCUGUCUCUAUCUCACUGUCACUCACUAUGUCCCCCGUCUCACAUCUCUCCCCAUGUUUCUCCUUCUCUUCUUCUGUCCUCCCUCUGUCUCUGCUUGCCUCUCCUCGUCUUCCCCUGUCUCCCUGUCUCCAUGCCUCUCUUCGUCUCUCCGUAUCCCUCCAUAUCUCUCCGUAUCCCUCCCUCUCUACCAGUGGCUUCUCCUCUGGCUUCUGUCUCUCUCGUUGUGUCUCCCUAUUUCCACGUCUCCCUCUGUAUCUCCAUGUAUCUCCUCUGACCCCCCUGUCUCUCAAUGUAUCUCCCCUGUCCCCCUGUAUCUCCAUGUAUCUCCCCUGUCCCCCUGUAUCUCCAUGUAUCUCCCCUGACCCCCCUGUC